This is a messenger RNA of Mesitornis unicolor (brown roatelo), 1782 nucleotides long. RefSeq names its product TGF-beta receptor type-2-like. Gene Ontology annotation, cellular component: signaling receptor complex; plasma membrane. Gene Ontology annotation, biological process: heart development; protein phosphorylation; transforming growth factor beta receptor signaling pathway. The record is from RefSeq and is a predicted model, not a curated record. The transcript has 5 exons. Gene Ontology annotation, molecular function: activin receptor activity; type I transforming growth factor beta receptor binding; transforming growth factor beta binding. The annotation marks the transcript as partial. Lineage: Eukaryota; Metazoa; Chordata; Aves; Mesitornithiformes; Mesitornithidae.
GAGACAGGACAAUGAGAGCAUCAGGAUCAGCACACUCUGCCACCACCCCCACCGCCCCAUUGAAAACCUCAUGGUCCCCAACUACAACACCUCGCGCUGCGUCAUGGCCCCUCAGCCCAGCGAGGAUGGGAUCCUCUACAUCUGUGGCUGUGUGGACGAGCAGGAGUGCAACGACAAACUUAUCUUUGAAAACCACACCAAUGGUUACUCCAUGCUGCAGAGCAAGGAGGUGAUCCCGGUGGCCGCCAUCAGCCUCCUGCCCCCGCUGCUGGUGGCGGUGAUGAUCACGGUGAUAUUUUACCUCUGCCGCACGCAGAAGCGGCGGAAGAGAGCCAAGGCUUGGGGUGGGAAACCGGGACAGCCCCCGGCACUGCCGGAGCCGGGGAGGGCUGCCGAGAGGGAGGAGAAGCUGUCGGUGCUGAUGGAGGACAGCCCGGCCAACGCCAGCCCCACUGGUGCCAGCAGCCGCCCCGCUGAGCUGCUCCCCAUCGAGCUGGACGAGAUGGUGGGCAAAGGGCAGUUCGCGGAGGUGUGGAGGGCCAAGCUGAGCCACAGCCGCUCGGGGCAGUACGAGACGGUGGCCGUGAAGAUCUUUCCCUGUGAGGAGUACUCCUCCUGGAAGAACGAGAGCCAGAUCUUCACCGAUGCCAGCCUGAAGCACGACAGCGUCCUGCGGUUCCUUACUGCCGAGGACCGGGGCACGGGGCCCCGCCGGGAGUACUGGCUCAUCACCGCCUACCACAGCCGGGGCAACCUCAAGGACUACCUGUCCCGUCACAUCCUGAGCUGGAUGGACCUGCAGAAGAUGGCGAGCUCCCUGGUGAGUGGGGUGGCUCACCUCCACAGCGACUACACCGCCUGCGGCAGGCCAAAAAUCCCCAUCGCCCACCGGGACAUCAAAAGCACCAACGUCCUGGUGAAGAAUGAGCAGGAGUGCGUGCUCUGCGACUUCGGCAUUGCCAUACGCCUCGACCCUUCCCUGACGGUGGACGACUUUGCCAACAGUGGGCAGGUGGGCACUGCCAGGUACAUGGCCCCAGAGGUUCUGGAGUCCAGGGUGAACCUGGAAGACCUGGAGUCUUUCAAGCAGAUGGACGUCUACUCCAUGGCCCUCGUUUUGUGGGAAAUGGCCUCCAGAUGUGAAGUGGUAGGAGAGGUAAAGAAUUAUGAGCUGCCUUUUGGGUCAAAAGUCCAGGAGCAGCCCUGCGUGGACACCAUGAGGGACAUCGUGCUGCAUGGCAGAGGGCGGCCCGAGAUCCCGAGCAGCUGGCUGGUGCAUCAGGGAAUGCGUUUUCUGUGCGACACCAUCACGGAGUGCUGGGACCACGACCCCGAGGCUCGCCUCACCGCCCACUGCGUGGCCGAGCGCUUCAACCUGAUGGCGCAGAUGGACUGCGACGACAUCCUCAACAACAACACGGACAACGAGGCCAGCAAAACAGCAGCUCCAGGCGGGGAGCAGCAGGACAGCGACGGGAGCAGAAAUGCACUGUGACACAGCAGGCAGAAAGCCUUAUUGUGGGAAACGAGAAGAUAAGCGAGAAGCGUUUGGCUCAUGGGGAAAAACCCUUGCUUUUUAAAAAAAAUUGAACUAAGAUCUAGUACAUAACUUAUUUAUAAGAUCUGUUUCCUCCCACAGAUACAAUGAACUGUGGAAUCAAUACUUUGGUUAAAGUGCAACAUUAUAUAUGAACUGAUUUUGUACUUACUUAAAAUGUAUAAUGAUGCAAAGCAUUCCUUAUAUUAUUUUUAAAAUAAUGUUUAAUCUUUUAUUAAUAAGCA